Pan troglodytes (chimpanzee) is the source of this 2395-nucleotide messenger RNA. RefSeq names its product olfactory receptor 2T2. Gene Ontology annotation, biological process: G protein-coupled receptor signaling pathway. Gene Ontology annotation, molecular function: olfactory receptor activity; G protein-coupled receptor activity. NCBI's taxonomy places the organism in Eukaryota, Metazoa, Chordata, Mammalia, Primates, Hominidae. Bases 1320 to 2321 code for a protein of 333 amino acids. Gene Ontology annotation, cellular component: membrane. The transcript has a single exon. The record is from RefSeq and is a predicted model, not a curated record.
AAGUCUUACUCUUGUCCCCCAGGCUGGAGUGCAAUGGCACGAUCUCAGCUCACUGCAACCUCUGCCUCUCAAGUUCAAGCGAUUCUCCUUCCUCAGCCUCCUGAGUAGCUGGAAUUUUACAGGCACCGGCCACCAUGCCCGACUAAUCUUUGUAUUUUAAUAGAGAUGAGGUUUCACCAUGUUGGCCAGGCUGGUCUAUGAAGUCCUGACCUCAGGUCAUCUGCCUGCCUCGGCCACCCAAAGUGCUAGGAUCACGGGUGUGAGCCACUGCACCCGACUGUAGUUAUUUUUACUUAUGAACAAUGAAGGAUCAGUAAAAUGGUAGAGAAAUAAACUUGAGGAAAAAACCCAACUAGCAGUGGAUUACUAGGAUGAUAUAAUAUUAGGACAGGUUCAGGAUGCCACUCUGUCAGAGAAACUCUAACAUUUUGGCUAAACAAUAUUUUAAGAAGAUUAGAUCAUGAUUGAAUUCUAUGAUGCAGCAUCUAGUCAUAAAAUUUUUAGCAGAAUACAUUGUCAACCAGGAAGACCACCAUGAUAAUGAAACUAAAGCCCUGCUCUGAAGCAGUUUGUGGUGGUUGUCCUGCCAGAUUUAUGAUCCCCGAAUUAUUCUGUGAGAACAAAUAGACACAAGUUCUCACAGCAGUCCAUGCCUAAAACAUGAACUCUUUUUGCAGGACAAAAGUCUAACCACAAGACAGUGUGGCUCCUGACCCCAAAUGAGGUCAUCUGUACUGCUUUGAUGUUCCAGACUUUCAUAAAGCUGUUCAGUAACAACAGCCAAAAAAGUCAGUUAUCUAGAUGUUUUCUAUCAAUCUCUUAAGUCACAAAUAGAUGUCUGUGGAUGACUUUAUGACAAUCAUCUCAAUGGAGAUGCAGAGAGCAAUUUAAAUUCAAACCAUGUAUUGCAAGGCGAAAUGGGAAAUCAGGCACAGUAACCACCCUCAGAAAACUUUCAAUCUAAAAGUGAUAAGAUUAUGAAAUGUAUUCAGAAGAUAGUUCAAAGUAAAAAUCAGAUUCUAAACCAGGUACUGUAUGAAUUACAUUUACAUCUCACAUCCAGCCUGUAGAGUACAGAACUAUGAUGACCUUUCACAGAUGAUGAAAUUGAGUUAUUUGAGAGAUUAAUUUUCUGUCCAAUAUCAUACAGAUCAUUAAUACUGAAACCCAGGAUUUCAAAUGAUCCUGAAGUAGGUGAUCUUUUCUUGAUCUCACUCUGCUUCUGACAUACUAUUCCUGGUGGGCUCUUCCUACAUAUCAGGUCGUUAAAUAAGCUGCCAGAUUUCUGCCUUUACAGCCCAAGGAGCUUGUCAUGGACCAUGGGCAUGGAGGGUCUUCUCCAGAACUCCACUAACUUCGUCCUCACAGGCCUCAUCACCCAUCCUGCCUUCCCCGGGCUUCUCUUUGCAAUAGUCUUCUCCAUCUUUGUGGUGGCUAUAACAGCCAACGUGGUCAUGAUUCUGCUCAUCCACAUGGACUCCCGCCUCCACACACCCAUGUACUUCUUGCUCAGCCAGCUCUCCAUCAUGGAUACCAUCUACAUCUGUAUCACUGUCCCCAAGAUGCUCCAGGACCUCCUGUCCAAGGACAAGACCAUUUCCUUCCUGGGCUGUGCAGUUCAAAUCUUCCUCUACCUGACCCUGAUUGGAGGGGAAUUCUUCCUGCUGGGUCUCAUGGCCUAUGACCGCUAUGUGGCUGUGUGCAACCCUCUACGGUACCCUCUCCUCAUGAACCGCAGGGUUUGCUUAUUCAUGGUGGUCGGCUCCUGGGUUGGUGGUUCCUUGGAUGGGUUCAUGCUGACUCCUGUCACUAUGAGUUUCCCCUUCUGUAGAUCCCGAGAGAUCAAUCACUUUUUCUGUGAGAUCCCAGCCGUGCUGAAGUUGUCUUGCACAGACACGUCACUCUAUGAGACCCUGAUGUAUGCCUGCUGUGUGCUGAUGCUGCUUAUCCCUCUAUCUGUCAUCUCUGUGUCCUACACGCACAUCCUCCUGACUGUCCACAGGAUGAACUCUGUUGAGGGCCGGCGCAAAGCCUUUGCUACGUGUUCCUCCCACAUUAUGGUGGUGAGCGUUUUCUACGGGGCAGCCUUCUACACCAACGUGCUGCCCCACUCCUACCACACUCCAGAGAAAGAUAAAGUGGUGUCUGCCUUCUACACCAUCCUCACACCCAUGCUCAACCCACUCAUCUACAGCUUGAGGAAUAAAGAUGUGGCUGCAGCUCUGAGGAAAGUACUAGGGAGAUGUGGCUCCUCCCAGAGCAUCAGGGUGGUGACUGAUCAGGAAGGACUAGCAGGGACUCCCAGAGUAUCAGCGUGGUGACUAUGAUCAGGAAGGACUAGUGGGGACUCCCAGAGCAUCAGGGUGGCAACUGUGGUCAGGGAAGACUAGCGGGG